UUUGAAGAAGGCAAUGAUAAAAGAGGUUGUAGAAAUUGAGGAAAAGAUUAAUAAGGUGUGGAAUAUAAGGCAAAGAGACGAUAAAUCAAUACUAGCGUAUACUUACUAUUAUAAAUCGCUUGUGGUUCUGGUAAAAGCAAUGAUCAAGAACUAUGAGGAAAUAUAUUGGUAUACUUUCGGUUUAUGUGAAUC
This is a messenger RNA of Racocetra persica, 192 nucleotides long. Lineage: Eukaryota; Fungi; Glomeromycota; Glomeromycetes; Diversisporales; Gigasporaceae. The record is from the annotation of a GenBank genome assembly.